This is a messenger RNA of Carassius carassius (crucian carp), 1823 nucleotides long. RefSeq lists its product as uncharacterized. The coding region runs from base 1 to 1488 and encodes 495 amino acids. The transcript has 14 exons. The record is from RefSeq and is a predicted model, not a curated record. NCBI's taxonomy places the organism in Eukaryota, Metazoa, Chordata, Actinopteri, Cypriniformes, Cyprinidae.
AUGCCAGAGGACCCUGUGUCUAGAGGCAAAACCACCCAGCAAGUGCAGGAUACCAGCAAUAAUGCGCUGAACACUCUUCUGAACGAACCUGGAAGUCCAACUUUACAACCCAAAUCAUCAAACUUCAAGAGUACAUUAAAUCAGAUUGAGGGCAGUAUGGUGUACAACUUCCAAGAUACAGAUUUCAUAAAACCAGUCAGUUUCCUACAGGCACUUAAUUCAUUGACAGUCUUAACAACAGCUAGCACUCUGACAACAAGUACAACUUCUCCACCAACAUUGUUGGGGAAGGUUUAUAUAAAUAUUCAAUUGGUGUUUAUCACAUUGGGCCAAAUACCAAGUGAAACCAUCAUUCUACAGUUGGCCAAAUCUUUGAUUAGCCCACGUUACAGCACUAAAGAAUUCUCAACACGAACCCAGGACGCGAGCCUUUUGAAUGUCACCUAUACAAGAAUUAAUGAUACCUCCUAUACUCUCACAUUUGGAUUUGAAAUCAGCAAUAUAUCCAUGUCUGAGAAAAUUGAACUAAGGAAUGAAACUUACACUUCAAUCAAAAGCACUAUAAAUGGAUUACUUAACGAAAUCCUAAAAGACCCCUCAGCUUCUCAGUUUGAUCUCCGUCACGUUGAAUUCAAGGAUAAUAGCACAGUGAUUCUUGCCAGUGUUCAGUAUGUUUUCUCAGAAAGUGACUUGAACACAAAUAGCACCUUUGUCAAGGAAAUAUUCAAAGCGAAUGAAGUUUUAACGACAGCCAGCACUCUGACAACACCUUCUCCACCGAACUUGCUUGGGAAGGUGAUCAUAUACAUCAAGCUUGUGUUUAGAACGCGGGGUGCUAUACCAAGUCAGAGUGACGUUAUACAAGUAGCUAACACUCUGUUGAAUGGAAUGAAAAUGAGAACUAAACGAGCCCUUACAACAAAAGAUUUUACUGAACUUGUGAGCUUUGUAAAUGUCACCUAUACAAAAAUUGAUGAUUACUCCUUCUCUCUUAACUUUGGAUUUGAAAUCAGCAAUGUGUCCAUGCCUCAGAACCUUGAAUUCAGGAAUGAGACCUAUAAAGUGAUCCAGACCUAUAUGAAUUCAUUUGUAUCCACAAUCCUAAAUAAAACAACAACUACUGACUUUAAUUUCAAUCAAAUCGUUUUCAAGGGUAAUUCCACCGUAAUUGAGGCCAAUGUAGAGUAUGUUUUCACAGACAGUGACAUCGGCAGUUUCAGCUUGGUCACAACUUUGCUCGGAUUUACUACAACAGCCGCUCCAACCACCUUUUACCCCACAAUUCUGCACACUACCAUUUACAACAACAGUACUAAUGCAGCUUGGGUUGUAGCUAUCAUUGUCCCCUGUGCUAUUAUCAUCGGGCUUGUACCUUGCUGGAUUCUUCUUUGCUGUUUGCUGUGUGGUUGCUGUGCAGCAAUCAGAAGACGUUGGCACAGAAGACGGUCAUACAAUGUGCAGUACACCACUCGAAACAGUCUCUUCUAGAGAUAUUCAAGAACAAACUUUAAAUGCUUAAAAGUGUAUUAAUUUUCCUAUAUUACUUGGUAUACAGGACAUCUCCAAAUGUGAUGCAACUGUGAUUUAGAAAAAAAAAAACGACUAUUUAAGGAAUAAUUUUAUUUAUUUGAAAAUUAUGUUAAGUAAAGUAAUGAUAAUCUUGUUUUCUGAAUGUAAGAUUUAUUUGGUAGUAUGUAUAUAAUGUUAUGGGACAAAUGUAGAAUGGGUUUAUUCACACUUCAUGUACUUUAUCUUUAUCUAAAAUAAUAUAUUUUACCCUGAUGACCAUUCCACAAUUAAUAUUAUGAGACUGUGUAGUUAAA